Messenger RNA from Daldinia caldariorum, 1933 nucleotides. Its product is annotated as NAD binding domain of 6-phosphogluconate dehydrogenase-domain-containing protein. The transcript has a single exon. Lineage: Eukaryota; Fungi; Ascomycota; Sordariomycetes; Xylariales; Hypoxylaceae. The record is from RefSeq and is a predicted model, not a curated record. The coding region runs from base 570 to 1904 and encodes 444 amino acids. Gene Ontology annotation, molecular function: oxidoreductase activity; NAD binding; NADP binding.
CAAAGGAAAUGACAAAAAAAAUCACUUGCCACUUUGCGGCUUUUGCCGUUUUACCGAAGACGCGGCGGCCCAGAGGAUGGAUCCUGCAGGGCGGGCUGCUCGCCGGUAUAUUUAUCAAACGAGCGAUCUCGGUGUAACUACACGAUAUGCAGUGUGCUGAGGUUUACUUCAUACCUGCCUGUCUUGCUUGAACUAAAAGAUUGACGUAGUCCUAGUGGGCGAGUAAGUGGACGAGGCAAGCGGAGAACCGGUGCUGGGGUCAAAUCAUAAUAGUAAAGGCUAAAGUGACGCUCCCCGCCUCCAUUCCCCGUAAAGAUUGGGGGGAAGACACCUUAUAACACUUCAGCCGCUGCUAGGUUUUAUAUGGAUGGGUACCUAUUAGUCUAGUCUAAUUGUCGUCUCCAUCAUUCCCAAUUGCCGGCUGGGUGGAAGACGGUGGACUAAGUCCUUUUUUUUUUUUUAAUUUUUAGUUUCAUCUAUGUCCGUUGUGUACUUUUGUUAUACAGGAUCCAUGAGAAGGGGCAAUAUCCUAAAGGAGUAAAUAUCUGAGUAGUGCCUUAGUUGUAGAUAUGGCGGACGCAAAACUAGAAAUCUCGUUUAUCGGCUUGGGAGCCAUGGGCUUCGGCAUGGCAACCAACUUGGUCAAGCAGGGGUAUAAGGUAACGGGUUUCGACGUCUGGAAGCCAACGUUGGAUAAGUUCCAGGCGGUUGGAGGCGUCAUUGCUACAACGCCGGCGGAAGCCGUCAAGGAUAAGGACUACUGUGUGUGCAUGGUAGCUACGGCGCAGCAAGCCCAAGCAGUCCUCAUCGAGGGCGACAACGCCGCCCUCCAGUCCUUACCUAAAGGGGCUACCCUGAUGCUGUGCUCCACGGUGCCGUGCGCAUAUGUCCAGGGGCUCGAGAAGCAACUUACCAAGUUGGGACGGAGUGAUAUUCGUUUAAUUGAUGCUCCCGUCUCGGGAGGUGCUGCGAGGGCUGCUGAUGGCACUCUCUCAAUCAUGGCCGGAGGCUCCGAUGAAGCACUCGAAAAGGGGCGCUUUCUCUUGCAGGAAAUGUCUGACCCAAAAAAGCUUUACGUCGUCCAAGGUGGCGUUGGUGCCGGAAGUAAUAUGAAAAUGUGCCACCAGGUCUUAGCAGCUAACCAGAUCCUCGCCGCGAGCGAAGGGCUGGGAUUUGCUAGUCACCUUGGUCUGGAUCUCCACUCGACAAGUCAAGAGAUUAUAAAGUCUGACGCAUGGGCCUGGAUGUUCGAGAAUAGACUUCCGAGGAUGCUCGACCCCGAGUUCAAGCCCAUUGCUAGUGCUCUAACCAUCAUCCUGAAGGACACGGGUAUUAUCACUUCAGAAGCUAGACGUGCCGCAUUUCCUACGCCCAUGACGAACACAGCGGAGCAGGUAUAUUUCUCUUGUCUUGGUCGGGGGUACGGCCCAGACGAUGACAGCAGUUUGAUCAGACUGUACACAGAAGGCAAAGGGAAGACAGGUCCAGUAAAGGGGCUCGCCGAAAACGACAAGUCAAAGCUGGCACUCGUUAAGGCGCUAUUAAGGGGUAUCUACCUGUGCUCUGCUGCGGAAACCAUUGCUUUCGCAAAGAGAUGUAAUUUAGAUCUUGACCAGGUCUUCGAUCUUUGCGUAAACGCGGCCGGAGGAAGCGCCAUGUUACAAACGGUCGGACCUGAGAUUAUAAAGUUGGCCCGGGGAGAGCAAGUAUCGGUUGGCGACAGUCAGGGCCUAGCAGAACAUGCUCAACAGCUACAAGAGGCUAUCGAAGAGGCGCAGCGAUUAAAGGUGCCGGUGUAUCUCGGUAGCCAGGCGUUCGCUCUGACACAAUUCGCGCUGCAUAUUUCCUCCGAAACAGCUGAGAGCGUUCCGAGAGCCAACGUUGCGAAGGUAUGGGGUAUAUAAAAUCGACACUGGGUCUGCUGGGAGACCUC